UUUGAAUAACGUGUGAGCUCUUGGACUGGAGCCAAUCAGCUGUCGGGGGCUCGUGAUAAAUCGCAAUGCAUUAUUGAUAAUAAUAAUUACGGUGACAUGCGCAUUUCCACUUCAGGGGUUAAUUUUCCAGGACGAGUAUUUUUUCUAGAAGAAGAGGAGGAAAUAUUUCCUGCGACGCUUUGCUCCCGAUGGUUGCACCAUGUCGAGGCGCAAGCAAGCCAAGCCGCAGCACAUCAACUCUGACGAGCCCGGGUCCGAGCAAACUGGAAUUCCUGGAGAUGAUCAAGCCGAAGACUCUGAAAGCGACACGAAGAGGUUGAGGAUGGAGGAAACCAGAGUCUGCAGCAAGUGCUGUGCAGAGUACUUUGAUGAAGCAGAAUUUCUUGAACAUGAGAAAAAUUGUACCAAAAGUCAGCAAGUUGUUAUCAUGAAAGGAGAUGGCAGCGAAGUGCCUGACGAGUAUUCCCAGGGAUCUCCUGAAGGCCUUAACAGCGAUCAUGAUGACAGCCAGUCCAGCAGUCAUUCCAAUACAGAGCAACUAGAAAGGACAGAGGAAGAGUCCAUGAAUGCAGAGGACUGUAUACACCGGGACCAGGGAGAGGCAUCCACCAGUCCUGAAGUAACCUACCAGUCUUCUCCAAAAAUGCAAGAUUCAAAUGUCACUCUUGAAACCAUGCCUGACACAAAAGUGGCCGUCUCCCAAUAUUCAAAUGCAUCUCAGACAUCACCUCAGGGUGUUCUCCAGGCCAUCCCUGUCAUCUUGGAGCAGCUUGUGUGUCUUCAGCAACAGCAGCUACAGCAAAUCCAACUCACUGAGCAGAUUAGGAUCCAGGUAGCCAUGAUGACUCCUCAGAGUCUCCAAUCAUCUGUAGGGUCAGCAAUGGACCCUCUGAAAGCCCUCGGUGCACACCUCUCUCAACAGCUGUCUGCUGCAGCAGCUCUGAUAGGUAAAAGAACUGGCAGUCAGAGCCUUUCAAUGGAGACGUUAAAGCAAUGUAAACUACCUCCGCCCACCGGCGUGCCUUCGUCUCUGAGUGCAGGACUGGGACAAAUGUCUUCUAAGGCAGACAUGUCAAAGGGUGUUCCAGAUCUAGCUAGCCGUUUACCAGCCCUACUACCACCAUCGCCUGGUGUCAUGGGUUUCCCUAGCGCCUACAAUGGUGUCCAAGCAGGGAUCGAGUCCUCUAAAAAGUUAAAGACCAAGAUGCUGACCCUCCCACCAGAAUCAAAGACGGGGGACUCGUUGUACAAGCACAAAUGUAAAUACUGUGGUAAGAGCUUUGGGAACGACAGCGCCCUUCAGAUCCAUUUACGCUCUCACACUGGAGAGAGGCCUUUCAAGUGUAACAUAUGUGGAAACCGCUUCACAACCAAAGGAAACCUCAAAGUGCACUUCCAGAGGCAUAAAGACAAAUACCCUAAUAUCAGCAUGAAUCCUCACCCGGUGCCAGAGCAUCUUGACAAUAUCCCCACCAGCAGUGGCAUUCCUUAUGGAAUGUCUGUGCCCAUCGACGAGUCAAAUAUGACGGAAAUGAAGCCCAUUUUGAGUCAUCCAGCUGCUGGGUUAAAUCCCCAGUCGAUACAGGGAUUCAAACCAACGUUUGAUGGCUUUGGGAAUGACCCAUUCUCUCAAAGACCCUCUCCGUCAACAAGCGAUUGCUCCACGUCGGUCCCCCCUGUUUUUGGCCAAGAUCCAGGACUGGAUUCAAAUCAAAAGGAUGCCAAAGAACUAUUUGGCUCACUACAUCACAUGAAUGGCAAUUCCCUCGCUGGAGAACCAAGCACUGGAACGGCAAAACUUCAGCAGAUGGUGGAUGGCCUGGAGAAGAGGACCAAUGAUCCGAAUGAGUGCGUGAUCUGCCACAGGGUUCUCAGUUGCCAGAGCUCACUCAAAAUGCAUUACCGCACACACACCGGAGAAAGGCCAUACAAGUGCAAAAUCUGUGGUCGGGCGUUCUCCACUAAGGGUAACCUCAAGGCGCACUAUGGAGUGCACAGAGCAAACACUCCUCUUAAAAUGCAACACUCGUGUCCCAUUUGCCAGAAGAAAUUCACGAAUGCUGUAGUUUUGCAGCAGCACAUUCGAAUGCACAUGGGAGGGCAGAUUCCCAACACCCCAAUGCCAGAGAACCAGUUUGAGACGGAAGUGUUGGAGCCAUCUCUACCAGUCGAGAAGCCUGUGGAUAACAGAUCUGAACCAAAUGUUGAAGAUCACGAGCCUGAUCUGAAAUCUCAAAAGCCAAAUGAGCCCCCAGGUUUCCUCCCUUUGGCCACUGAGGAGCAGCUGCAAAAGCACGUAGCUCCAGUCACGUUUUCCAGCCUGGAUGUUCUGAAUAACCUCACCACUGCUCUUGCACUGAAACGACAGAGUAGCACUGCUUCAGAAAGCGAGGGAAUGUCUAAGGAAUCUCCUCCGGCUCAGCGGGAGCAGGAGUAUCAGAAUGGUCGCAGUCCUGCCGUUUCGGACUCAGCCAUGUCGUUUCACUCCUCUUCUCCGGUGAACGUCAGAACCAAAUCGCCAGAGUUAGCUGUUGAUGAAUUUGCCCGUAGUGUGUCCAAACAAGAGCCUGAUGGGGUAAAUGACGGCAGCGAGUCAAGUGGAGCUCUCGACCUCACAGCUUCCAGUAGCUUCAUUCCCAAAGUUGCUAAGGAAGAUCCCAGCCUACCGUUUACUAAUGGGGACUACGCCUCCAGCAGCAUGCCUUUCAUGAGAAUGCCUCCAAGUCUGGAGAUGAAGAUUCCUUCCGAGAAUCCUUUGGGGCCUCACGGAUUGUUCAGCUCUCAGAUGACUCCGGGAACUGCCAUGCCCUCCUCCGUCCCCGCCGCACCUCGUCGAUCCACCAAACAGCACACGUGCAAUGCCUGCGGCAAGAACUUUUCAUCCGCCAGCGCCUUGCAGAUCCACGAGCGCACUCAUACCGGGGAAAAGCCGUUUGCCUGCAACAUAUGUGGCAGGGCUUUCACCACAAAGGGAAAUUUAAAAGUUCACAUUGGCACUCACAUGUGGAACACCUCGUCACGCCGUGGCCAGCGUCUUUCCCUCGAUAAUCCCAUGGCCCUGAUGGCAAUGAGCUCUGAAGCGAAGAUACUUCCAGAAAUAAUGCAGCCACCUAAAGAGCUCAGUGGACCACCUAUGAACUUUGACCCGUCUCUGUGGAACCAGUAUGCCGCUGCUGCGUUUAGUGGUGGCCUGACUAUGAAGACCAAUGAGAUUUCUGUCAUUCAGGGAGGCGGAAUCCCUCUUCCUGGGAGCCCCGCUGGUGGACCUCUAAUCGCAUCCACUGGAGGUCUGUUGAAGAUCGAUGGCUCUCAGUCUGGCUUGCCGGCCGCAAUGGCUGAAAUAGAGAAAAGUAGCUCCGAUAGUGUUCCAAAGUCUCAAUUCCCACAUUUCAUGGAGGAGGGUAAAAUUGCAGUAAAUUAAAUCCUUUUUAAGUACUAGGUAAUUGUUCUCAGUUUGAAUGUCUCCUUUUAUGAAUGAGGUACAAUCGCUUUCUUCAGGGAAACCCGUACUGAAUCCCAGCUAGAGUACGGACCCCUCUGCCGAUCUCAGUGAUUCAUGAGUGUUAUGUUUAGUUGAACUUGAUUUAUAACUACUGUAGUUGUAUUUUUAUUUUAUUUGAACACGUAUGCGGGUAUUUUCUCCUGUGACCUUGAUUUGUUUUGGUGUCUAUCAAGAACUUUGAAUGUAUAACUUACUUGAAACUGCUUUUAUUUUAUUUCAGACGGUCUUCUUGAUAACUGAAGGAUUAUGACAUUAGGAGGAAAAGCUUCAGGGCAAAACUUUCUAAGGACAUCACUGGACAGUCUCAGUGUUCAUAUAUAUCAACUGUAAAUGUCCUCAAAGACUACUUUCCUUGUGUGUGCCAUAGAUUUUAUGACAUUGUACAUGUGUUGUAGUGGUAAAUGUCAUUAGCUUUUCUUGUUUCGAAAGAGCUUUUGAGCAGAUGGAAUGUUCUAUUUAAUCCAAGUGCAACAGUUCAGUUUUAGAUUACAAUGGAUUAUAAAUACAUUUUUGUCACAUUAGUGCCAAGUUACCGUUGUUCAGACAAACCGUUUUACCAAGUGCCUAAUCUUCAAUUAAAAUAGCAUUUUUUUUUUUUUUGGCACCAGUAGGUUGUUUAACUCCAGUCAGACUGAAGCCGAUUGUGUGUUCUGUUCCGUAGUGUGGCAAACAUUUCAAAACCGUUUUAUCACUUUUGGAACCCCCCCCCCCCCAUAAGCUCCACCUACAGAGCCACACUGAGUUGGCUGAGCUCAGAGGGCUGGUGUUCUCAUGCCUGCACUUUAUUCAGGUUUUAGUUGCAUUUACAUUUCAGUUUUUAUCGGCAAGAUGUAAUGAAGAAAAAAGAUCGACUUUGUCGAUGCGGCAGAAAGAAAAGAUGACAAAGUGAAUUUCAGUCUGUUUUUGAUGUUUUCUUUGGUGAUCUCAUUGUGUUGUAGCACACUAUUUAUAAUACGCAAAAAGCUUUGAGUUUAGGGGUAAGUUCUACCUCAUUAGCCUUCCCACGGUGCCCCCCCAACACUCAAUGCAAGGUUCUGUGUAUUUUCUGACACGUUCUCGUUAACUUCUGUGUAUGCUAUAGAAGUUCUCAUUCUCAACCUGCUGAGUUGGAAAGUAAUGAAUGUAUCACUGGACACUUUACACAACUCCGAUUGGUCAGAGUACAUUGUAAGCUCCUGCUGUUCAUUCCUUAUUGAUAUGCAUUUACCAUGUUGUGCCUUUCUUUAGCAAACCAUGUCAAAACUGCUUUCAAGUUGCUUCUACAAUUCCAGUAAUGUGGAGCCAAUUUGAUUUGUUUACAGUAUAGUUCUGUUUUUAUUUUUAAUAGUUUCCUUCAGUUUAAUGUUUUCUGAUUUUGAAAAAAUAAAAUCAGGGUGACUUUUUGA
Messenger RNA from Nothobranchius furzeri (turquoise killifish), 4887 nucleotides. RefSeq names its product spalt-like transcription factor 4 (gene sall4). NCBI's taxonomy places the organism in Eukaryota, Metazoa, Chordata, Actinopteri, Cyprinodontiformes, Nothobranchiidae. Gene Ontology annotation, cellular component: nucleus. Gene Ontology annotation, molecular function: DNA-binding transcription factor activity, RNA polymerase II-specific; RNA polymerase II cis-regulatory region sequence-specific DNA binding. Gene Ontology annotation, biological process: regulation of transcription by RNA polymerase II. The record is from RefSeq and is a predicted model, not a curated record.